Messenger RNA from Pyrenophora tritici-repentis Pt-1C-BFP, 2535 nucleotides. Its product is annotated as Bromodomain multi-domain protein. Gene Ontology annotation, molecular function: protein binding. The record is from RefSeq and is a predicted model, not a curated record. Lineage: Eukaryota; Fungi; Ascomycota; Dothideomycetes; Pleosporales; Pleosporaceae. Gene Ontology annotation, cellular component: NuA4 histone acetyltransferase complex.
AUGACAGACGCUGUACUAGCGAUAAAUGCCCAUCUGAGGCAGACGUCCCGCACCCGUAGUCUGGCCCGCCGCGCAGCUUUCAGUCAAGUGCUCGUGAUUGGCCCGCAGCAAGGGCGGCGGUUGAGGCAGCCUGGGCUGCGACCACGACGACGUGUAUCGCUAUCAAUUUGCGACGCCUCCAUCACAGAAGCCGCGCCCGCCCAUCUCGCUCCAAUUUCCCCGCCCGACGCGCCCAUCACUCGUGUCGCAUGCGAUGCACGUCUGCCCAAAAUAAUCGUGGUUGCCAUCGCUGCUGCUGCUGCUGUUGUUGUUGUUGUUGCUCCCGCCGACGUCGCGCUCGUCGCCCUGGCUCCCAUCCUCCCGCACCCCCAUCGCCCGCGCGCUGCAGACGCCUGGGGGAUGAAUACAAGCGUGUCUGCCUACACCAACCUCGAGUCGCUGCUGCUGUUCCAGUGUCUCCAUGCCUAUGGCGUGGCGCCCUCCGUGUUUGGCCGCAUCUCCGACCUACUAAAGCAGAACCCGGACAUCACCACGCACAAGUACUUCCAGCCCGGCCGCCUCAGUCCCGAUGCCCUGCGCAACUUCUAUCUUGAGCGCCUGAAGCGCGAACUCGAACACGAGCAAGGUUCCGAUGCCGACGCCCAACAUGGCCAGGUCGCAAACUCAGCAAAGAGAAAGAGGCAUAGCCCAAGUCUGCCCACUGUCCAGGAGUCGCUGCAGCACCAGCACCUCAUCCCGAAACUCGUCACCAAACUCUACGCCUCGUACCGUCGCGAGCUCACCGAGCAGAUCAGGGCCGACGAGGAGCGCUAUGAGCGAUUGCAGCUCCAACUGAAGAGCAUUGAGCAUGGCGAGUGGGACCAUCAAUUGCGCGAAAAGGCAAACGGGCGCACUCCAGAAGUCGCCUCAUCUCGCCCAGAAGCCUUUGCAGCCAGCCCAACAGCACCCGACCCAGAGUGGACAGUCUUCACCAGUCCAGCGCAAGAAGCAGACGGCUAUGCCGCAACAACAACAGCCGCCAGCGCAAUCACCACGACUCCAGGCCUCCUCCAACUACAAUGGCACACCCUAUCCAAACAUCUCGCCCUUUCCUCCUCCUGGACAGGCUCCUCCGAAUACACAGUCUCAGCCAAGCCCCCACCCAUCGCAGUCGCGUAUCCUCAAGCCUCUACCCCAACCGGCACCCGGCAGCCAUCAAGGCCAAUUCUACAGACGCCCGGUGCUGCCAGACCAGGAGUACCACCAGUACACCCCCUUGUUACCCAGGCAAGAAACCCUCUCUCAACGCCCACAAAUCUGCGCUCUCCCGUCAGUGCUCUUGGGACUCCGGUAUCCGCCCGGAGCUUUUGGAAGCGGUCGAGUCUCGGUGAAGCGCCCGCCAUGCACGCAAGCCCGCGUCCCGAAGUGGAGCCCCUUGACGAUGUACCCCCGCUCAUCCGACCAAAACAGACUCCACCAAAAGCAAAGGCGCAGCGCAAGUCAAGAGCAAAAGGCAAAGGAAAAGAAGCGGAACAGCAUCACCCCACAGCAGACACUGAAACGCCACAGAGCGUCAAGCAGCCUAAUGACGCAGAAGAAGAUUCCAUGCUAGAGCCAGAGACUCGCUCUGGACGGUCCAGGAGAAAAGCGCCUGCGAAGAGAGCAAGACCCGGCAGUAUUACAUCGUCACGAGCAGGUGGUUCUGUACGAGACCGAAGCAGAAGCCAGUCUAUUCUCUCACAUACUGAUACAAUAGCGGCCGAUAACGAAUCCCAGGCCGGGAAUCGGAUCAAGUCAGAGCGUGGAACCUCGGUUGAGGCCAUCGAAGAGGAGGGAUCCGCAGAAACGCCUUCACACAUGUCUACCCGCCGACGAGGGCCCGCCGCAACAUCAGCACCACUUUCCACCCGCCGAAAGCGCAAUGCCCGGGAGGCUUCUUUGGAUGAACAGGAAGAUCACAUGUUCAGUACACCAGGCCCGCCCAAGACCCUGGUUGCACCACGAAACUUUGCACGCAUGACCGCGCCCAUGAUGUAUGACAUUAACUCACACAAACAUGCCUCUACUUUCAACACAGCUGUCCGCGCAAAGGAUGCAGAAGGCUAUUACGACAUCAUCAAGCGCCCCACAGAUCUAACCUCGAUCAAAAAGGCAGUAGCUACUGGUGCGAAGCAAGUUAGCGCUGCAGCGGCUGCAUCGGAUAACCCGACAGGCAGCCCUGGUGGUGCUACAGGAGGCGUCGUUGAACUCCCUGUCACAGUGGACAAUGUGCCUCCAAAAUCCAUUGUCAAUGCCACACAACUGGAAAAAGAGCUCAUGCGCAUGUUUGUCAACGCCGUCAUGUUCAACCCCGGUGAAGAGGGCGUUGUAAAUGAUGCAAGGGAUAUGUUCCAGACUGUCCAGGGCCUGGUUAGUACGUGGAGGGAUGUGGAGAGGCACAGUGGACGCGUGGGGAACGAGGAUACGCCGACCGUAGAAGAUGAUGACGCACCUACGGCGACCACAAUAUCGUCAAUCGUUCGGCCAAAUAAGUUCUUUGCGACUCCCAAACUCUGA